Colletotrichum phormii is the source of this 1380-nucleotide messenger RNA. RefSeq lists its product as uncharacterized. NCBI's taxonomy places the organism in Eukaryota, Fungi, Ascomycota, Sordariomycetes, Glomerellales, Glomerellaceae. The transcript is spliced from 2 exons. Bases 84 to 1199 code for a protein of 371 amino acids. The record is from RefSeq and is a predicted model, not a curated record.
GAGUGACCUCCCCUCACAUCCCUCAUUUCAUCGUCCUGACGCCAACAAGCUAAGAAACCGCUGAGAAUCAAUCUCAUCUCACAAUGAGCGACAGUGAAGCUCGAUCUGACGAGGGGAAGAUCGCGGACUCCAUCUGGGGCCCAUGCGAAUCAGACCAGGUUGCUUCUGCCCGAGGAAGACGACUUGCUGGUUUCCUUACCUAUUGCACGCAGCAGCGACCCCCUCCCUGCGUCGGCCAACCGAGUGCUGUGGACCCUUCGAAAGAGAUAGUAGGCGCGAUACGAUUACUCAAAUCAAGUCCCUUGAUCCAGAAGGAUGUAUUGUUGAACCAAGAGUCCACUGAGAUGAGGAACGUGGCGUCAAUUGAGUCCGCGGUUCGCAUGAUGCUCGUGACGGAGUGCGAAUCCGAGGGCACUAUAGCCAUGGGAACCGGCAAUAUCUACCGGUGGGGUAGAAGUGAGACGCUGGUGGGCUACUUGGGCCGAGUGUACACCCAAUCUACUUCAAUAGACAUCCCGAAAGAUCCCAUCGACCACAAAAACCUCAGAUGCUACAUUCUGACCAGGGACGCUGGUAUAAAGAUACAGCAAACCGAGAAGCUAUCGGAUCACUUGUAUCUCAAUUAUGGCACCAGGACCAAGGUGCUUUCUGUCUUCUCUCACAAAGCAUUCCUUGAAUGUAGUCGAGAGACGCUGAAAGCAACUCGCCCGGAUCUCACACACACUGUAGAGGAAGCAUUAUCACUAGGUUGUCUACCGCCAAAGCUCAUCGAAGAGACACUACGGACUUAUAAUCUCUCUCUGCUGAUCGGAAGUGCCAGGUCUAGAAGAGGCUUACAAGACUGGGUCAAGCGCGAAAACUUGGACACAAGUCUCUUGACAGGCUCCACUGGCCUCUCUAAGAAGGACUCACCUCGGACCUUAUACGACUUGUACGAAGAUUUCCCAUACUGGACCUCACAGCUAGCUCGUCUUUUGGAAGAAGUCGAUGAACCGACACCUAGUACUAGGUGGGAGAUAUACGCAGAGCGGAGAAGUCUCACCGGCAUACGUACAAGUGCGCGAUCGCUGCGCUCGUGGUGGCCGCCAUCUCGGGGAUGCUGGCGACCUUAUUGGCGGCAGUCCAAGUGUGGAUAUCGUACUGUGACUGGGACAAGAACGCUGGCAAAGCUUUAUGUUGAUCAUGAGUCUAGUAUGUAAUGAGAUGUGACUUGCGGGUCUCAUGGAUUCUUCGAGAAUUGUCCUGGACGUAGUAAUUUGACAUACCUACUUUCGACAAGGUGCAUUGUAGAUGGGUACAUUAGGCUGGGCUGGGUCCAUGAAAGACAGGCUUCGAUAUCGCGGCUAUUUACUCACGGGCCCGGGACAUAUAACAUGCCCG